AUGGUGGGCGUGACCAGGUUCCCGAUUGCUAGAGGUCAUGAUGGCGAAGUUGUGUGCAGGACAGCCCUGGGAGGCCGGGUAGGCCCUGCCACAGUUGCUGGCCUGGGCAAAGCCCUGCAGGACACUGUCCUUCCUGAUAUUCACCCUGCACACUGUGCUGCAGGAAAGACACCGCCUUCUUACUCUGUGACGCAGACACGGUGUGGGGCACAUCAACAGCGCUCAUGUGUUCACGAAUCGGAAUCAGUGUCAUUCAAAGAUGUGACUGUGGACUUCAGUCAGGAGGAGUGGCAGCACCUAGAUUCUGCUCAGAAGACUCUAUACAUGGAUGUGAUGUUAGAAAACUAUUGCCAUCUCAUCUCCAUGGGAUGUGACAUGACCAAACCUGAUGUGAUCCUCAAAUUAGAACAAGGAGAAGAGCCCUGGACCUCAUCUGCAGGUCAUGUCCUGCUUAGAAAGUCAGUUUUGAUUCUGCAUCAGGGAACUCACACAGGAGAGAAACCCUUUGUUUGUAAUGAGUGUGGUAAGUCCUUCCGCCUAAAGACAGCACUCACUGAUCAUCAGAGAACACAUAAAGGAGAGAAGUCAUAAGAAUGUCCACAAUGUAGAAAUGCCUUCAGAUUGAAGUCACACCUCAUUUGUCAUCAGAGAACUCACACAGGAGAGAAACCAUAUAAGUGUAACGACUGUGGAACGUCCUUCCGCCAGAAGGUAACUCUUCUACAUCAGAGAAUUCAUACAGGGGAGAAACCUUAUAUUUGUAAAGAAUGUGGAAAGUCCUUUUACCAGAAGGCAAACCUUACUGUACAUCAGAGAACUCAUACAGGGGAGAAGCCCCAUAUUUGUAAUGAAUAUGGUAAAUCCUUCUCCCAGAAGUCUACCCUUGCUCUUCAUGAGAAAACUCACAACGAGGAGAAACCUUAUAUUUGUAAUGAAUGUGGAAAGUCUUUCCGCCAGAAGACAACCCUUGUAGCACAUCAAAGAACACAUACAGGGGAGAAAUCUUAUGAAUGUCCUCACUGCGGGAAAGCUUUUAGAAUGAAAUCAUACCUCAUUGAUCAUCACACAACUCACACAGGAGAAAAACCAUAUGAAUGUAAUGAAUGUGGGAAAUCAUUUAGUCAGAAGACAAAUCUCAAUCUACACCAGAGAAUUCAUACAGGAGAGAAACCCUAUAUCUGUAAUGAUUGUGGGAAGUCCUUUCGCCAGAAAGCAACCCUGACUGUACAUCAGAAAAUACACACAGGUCAGAAAUCCUAUGAAUGUCCUCAAUGCGGGAAAGCCUUUAGCAGGAAGUCUUAUCUCAUUCAUCAUCAAAGAACUCACACGGGAGAAAAACCAUAUAAAUGUAAUGAAUGUGGAAAGUACUUCCGCCAGAAGACAAAUCUUACUGUAUAUCAAAGAACUCACACAGGGGAGAAACCCUACAUUUGUAAUGAGUGUGGUAAGUCCUUCAGUUAUAGGAGAAGCCUCAUUGUCCAUCAGAGAACGCAUAAGGGAGAAAACAUGGAAAUGCAAUAAAUAAAGUGGUUUCUUUAUGAAGUCGUUCCAAGUUAACAUAAACGUUUUAAAAAGAAAAGCAUGCUUAAACAUGUUGAUGUAAUUUUAAUCACAAAUGUAAUAACAGUCUUUAAAGUUCCACACCAUAAAUCUACUGUUUACUAGCAAAAGAAAUGGGUGUGAUCCCAAUUGUUAUUGGGAUGUCAGCUCUGACACUCAUUUUCAGUUUGUAACUGUACC
Messenger RNA from Sciurus carolinensis (gray squirrel), 1740 nucleotides. RefSeq names its product zinc finger protein 567-like. Gene Ontology annotation, biological process: negative regulation of transcription by RNA polymerase II. Gene Ontology annotation, molecular function: DNA-binding transcription repressor activity, RNA polymerase II-specific. Lineage: Eukaryota; Metazoa; Chordata; Mammalia; Rodentia; Sciuridae. The record is from RefSeq and is a predicted model, not a curated record.